AUGCUGCGCACCUACAAACCCAGGACACCCGGUGUUCGACAUUUGCGGCGACCCAUAAACGACCAUCUCUGGAAGGGCCGGCCGUUUCUCCCUCUGACCAUUCCGAAGAAGGGCCAAGGAAAGGGUGGACGCAAUGUCUACGGUAGAAUCACCGUCAGACACCGAGGAGGUGGUGCCAAGAGGAGGAUACGAACGGUGGACUUUAUCAGAUGGCGCCCCGGGCCGCACCUGGUCGAGCGGAUCGAAUAUGACCCCGGACGCAGUGCUCAUAUUGCUCUGGUCACGGAGCAGGCCACCGGGCAAAAAUCAUACAUCAUUGCCGCCGAUGGGCUGAGGGCGGGUGACAUUGUUCACAGCUACCGCGCCGGAAUCCCACAGGAUCUGCUGGAUAGCAUGGGCGGUGUCAUCGACCCGGGUAUCCUUGCGGCCAAGACGGCGUUCCGAGGAAACUGCCUGCCGAUGCACAUGAUCCCCGUCGGAACGCAGGUGUUUUGCGUUGGCUCAGCAGCCAAGAGAGGUGCCGUCUUCUGCCGAAGUGCGGGCACUUCCGCCACAGUGGUGAACAAGAACGAGGAGACAAAGGACGACGGCACCAAGAUCAUGACGGGCAAGUACGUCGAAAUUCGGCUCCAGAGCGGCGAGGUCCGCCGGGUGAGCAAGGAUGCAUGUGCCACCAUUGGAGUUGCCAGCAAUAUCCACCACCAUUACCGACAGCUUGGUAAGGCUGGUCGAAGCCGAUGGCUGAACAUUCGGCCUACCGUCCGUGGUGUGGCCAUGAACAAGGUUGAUCACCCUCACGGUGGUGGUCGAGGAAAGUCAAAGGGUAACCGCCAUCCCGUGACUCCCUGGGGCCGACCGACCAAGAGCGGUUACAAGACUCGCCGUGUGCACAAUGUCAACAAGUGGGUUGUGACGCCCCGGCCACGCAACCACGGCAAGCGGAGAGACAAGAGGUCGUCCAAGGAGUGA
This is a messenger RNA of Trichoderma reesei QM6a, 969 nucleotides long. RefSeq lists its product as uncharacterized. Gene Ontology annotation, molecular function: transferase activity; structural constituent of ribosome; RNA binding. The record is from RefSeq and is a predicted model, not a curated record. The coding region runs from base 1 to 969 and encodes 322 amino acids. NCBI's taxonomy places the organism in Eukaryota, Fungi, Ascomycota, Sordariomycetes, Hypocreales, Hypocreaceae. Gene Ontology annotation, cellular component: ribosome; large ribosomal subunit. Gene Ontology annotation, biological process: cytoplasmic translation. The transcript is spliced from 3 exons.